This is a messenger RNA of Aedes albopictus (Asian tiger mosquito), 5404 nucleotides long. RefSeq names its product DNA-directed RNA polymerase I subunit RPA1 (gene RpI1). Gene Ontology annotation, biological process: DNA-templated transcription. Gene Ontology annotation, molecular function: DNA binding. Bases 245 to 5332 code for a protein of 1695 amino acids. Lineage: Eukaryota; Metazoa; Arthropoda; Insecta; Diptera; Culicidae. The record is from RefSeq and is a predicted model, not a curated record. Gene Ontology annotation, cellular component: RNA polymerase I complex. The transcript is spliced from 5 exons.
UCGAACAUGUGCUACCCAAAAUUCAAAGUGCUGCAUAAUUUUGCAGAAAAAUAGUGAUAAAAGUGUUUGAAACCGCGUAAAUUUGUGUUCAAGUUGUAGAUUCAGUUGGAAAGUUUGUGAAUUUGAUAAAGUUCAGUGCAAUUUCGACUAUUUGGAGUGGUAAAAGUGUUCAGUUUGCAAUCGCUAGUUCGGCAACCGUCGUGUGCAUAACCCUUUCGAAACUGGUGCCGGUGGAUCGUUCAGGAUGACGAUCGAUCAGAAUCUGGACGUGAAUUUGGAUCCGACCAAUCUGCAGUUUUCGGUGUUCAGCUCGGACGACAUCAAGCGGAUCAGCGUGACGAAGAUUGUGACGCAGCGGUCGUUCGACGAGCUGGGUCAUGCCAUUCCCGGGGGGUUGUACGAUGCCGCGAUGGGCCCUAGUGGCCGGGGGGAGGUUUGUGCAACCUGCGUGAAGGACGUGAACCAGUGCGAGGGUCACUUUGGGCAUAUCGAGAUAUGCGUGCCGGUUUUUAAUCCGUUUUUCGUGAAAACGGUUUAUAAUUUGCUGCGUAUUUGUUGUACGGAUUGCUUCCGGCUGCAGAUUCACGACUCGAUGAAGAGCUUGCUGGAGUUGCAGCUGCAGCUGGUUGAUGCCGGGUAUAUCGUGGAAGCUGAGGAAUUGGAGGUGUACAAGCAGAAGGUGGCGUUGGCGCCGGUCGGGGAGAUGCCCGAGGGGGUUUCCUACUACACCGAGUUGCUGAUGAAUCAUCCCUACAACAAACUGGGAAACACGAAAAACUCCGAAGCAAUUCGUAAUGCCAUCGUCAACAGUACGAUGAAGGAGUGCAUCAAGAAGCUGUGCAUUCACUGCAAGUCACCCAUUCAGAAGGUUCGGGUUUCCAACAAACGCCUGGUGUUCGGCAUGACCCGAGCGGAGAUGAGAGCGUUCUACGAAAAGAAAGGCAUGAGCGACAUCGAGGACGAGAAGACAAAGGCCACGAAUCGGAUCAUCUUCGCCGAGGAGUGCCAGCGCUACUUCUACGAGAUGUACAAGAACGACGGCCGUUUGCUGGAUUUGCUGUUUCCGAUUCUUAAACACAGUACCAGGACCAUGCGACAUCCGGUGGAUAUGUUCUUCAUGGAUGUGGUUCCGGUUCAACCGCCGCUGGUGCGUCCGGUGAGAAGAGUCGAUGGGAUGGAAAUCUUGGAACAUCCGCAGACGUCGAUCUUGCGGAAUAUUCUGAUGGCGAACGCAACGCUGAGGGCAAUUUUGGUGAUGAACAAGAAAGAUGAGGAAGGCGAGGAGAAUUUAGGAACCAUGGAAGCGGAGAUGAAGAAGGUUUACGAGUCGGCCAAGGGUGGUUCCGGCUACGAGAAGCUGUACAAUGCUUGGGUUGAGCUGCAGAGCUACGUUGAUAUGUCCUUGGACGUUAACAUGGCUUUGGACAAGAGCAAGGCUCGUGGUUGUGGUCUGAAGCAGAUCAUCGAGAAGAAGGAAGGUCUGGUGAGGAUGCACAUGAUGGGAAAGCGUGUAAACUACGCGGCUCGAACGGUUAUCACCCCGGAUCCAAACAUCGGAGUUGAUGAAAUCGGAAUUCCGAUCACGUUUGCCAAGCGGUUGACGUAUCCGGUUCCGGUGACUUCCUGGAACGUCGCUGAGCUGCGGAAGAUGGUACUAAAUGGCCCGGACACCUAUCCUGGAGCGAACAGCAUUGAGGACUCGAACGGACAGGUGAGUAGAAUCUCCGCCAUGAACGUGACUCAACGGGAGUCCGUGGCCAAAACCCUAUUGACUCCGCACAGUUCAAACGAUCAAGGCGUUAAGGUUGUACACCGACACCUGUUGAACGGUGAUAUCUUGCUCUUGAAUCGUCAACCAACGCUACAUCGACCAUCGAUCAUGGCCCACAAGGCAAAAAUCCUCAGUGGUGAGAAGAUCUUCCGCUUGCACUACUCCAACUGUAAGUCCUACAACGCCGACUUCGACGGCGAUGAGAUGAACGCCCAUUUCCCGCAGAGUGAACUGGCUCGCAGUGAGGCAUACAACCUCGUGGCAGUUCCCCACCAAUAUCUGGUUCCAAAAGACGGAACUCCCCUGGGAGGCCUGAUCCAGGAUCACAUCGUAUCCGCCGUAAAAAUCUUCAUACGAGGCAAGUUCUACAAUCGCGACGACUACCAACAACUAGUCUUCCAGGCGCUAGCCAACCAUCGUGGAGACAUCGAUCUACUCCCUCCGACCAUCCUGAAACCCGCCAAACUCUGGUCCGGCAAGCAGAUCAUUUCCACGAUCAUCAAGAACAUCAUCCCCAAGAAGAUGCCCCACAUUAACCUACUAGCCACGGCCAAACUCGGCAACAAGCACUGGCAAACGGAACCACCCCGCGAAUGGCACGCCGGAGGCACCCCUCUGACCGGAAAUGAAAUGUCCGAAUCGGAAGUGAUCAUUCGCAACGGAGAGCUUCUAACCGGAAUACUCGACAAGAACCACUUCGGAGCCACUCCGUACGGUCUGAUCCAUUGCAUGUACGAACUCUACGGAGGUCAUUGCUCAACGCUUCUUCUCUCGUCUCUUUCCCGGCUCUUCACCUACUACCUCCAGUGGGAGGGCUUCACCCUUGGCGUUAAGGACAUCCUGGUCCAGAAACACGCCGACAAAAAACGAACCAAGAUCAUCAAAGCCUGCCGGCAGAUCGGACACGAAACGGCCGCCUCCGCCUUGGAUCUCCCCCCAGAUGUAUCCCCCGAAGAACUCAACGCAAAAAUGGAGACGGCUUACGCCAAAAAUCCGAAGUUCCGCGCGAUCCUCGAUCGCCAGUACAAAUCCGCCCUGGACAAAUUCACUAACCAGAUCAACGAAGUGUGUCUCCCGGGUGGAUUGAUCUCCAAGUUCCCGGACAACAACCUGCAGCUGAUGGUCCAAUCCGGAGCGAAGGGUUCCACCGUCAACACCAUGCAGAUCUCGUGCCUUCUCGGCCAGAUCGAAUUGGAAGGUAAACGACCCCCGUUAAUGAUCUCCGGUAAAUCGCUGCCAAGUUUCGCCAGUUUUGAGACUUCCCCAAAGUCCGGUGGUUUCAUCGAUGGCCGUUUCAUGACCGGAAUUCAACCGCAGGACUUUUUCUUCCAUUGCAUGGCCGGUCGGGAGGGUUUGAUCGAUACCGCUGUGAAGACCAGUCGUUCCGGUUAUCUUCAGCGUUGCUUGGUGAAACACCUGGAAGGUCUGAACGUUAACUACGACAUGACCGUGCGAGACAGCGAUAACAGUGUGGUCCAGUUCAUGUACGGUGAAGACGGAAUGGAUAUCUCCAAGGCACAGUUUAUCGAAACUCCGAAUCAUUUGAAAUUCUUGGAUCUGAACCGGGACGCGAUCGUACGACCGGAGAUCGUCAAGACCCUUGCCAACGACGACGACCUGAACGAUCAGAUCCUUCGUCACGUGAAGAAAAUGAAAUCCUGGCGGAAGAAGCACGGAGACAGUCUGCAGAAGACCCGCGUCUCACCGUUUUCCAAGUAUUCCUCGGAACACGGGGAGGAAAUCCGAGCUUCCGUAACCAAUCCCGAUCGACUAAAGUCGAAAAGCGGACGAACCCGGUUAACCGAAAAGAUCUUCAAGAAAUGGUACAAAGCUGACCCCAGCCUGAAAGAAAAAUAUGCCAAAAAGUACUCGCGCUGUCCGGAUCCGACCUUCUCGUUGUUCCGUCCGGAUAGCUGCUAUGGCGCUCUGACCGAACACCUGCAACAUCUGGUCCAAUCCUACAACAAAUCCGAGAACCCCCUGCACGACAUGGACGAACUGAUGAAGGUCAAAAACAGCACCGCCCUAGCCGCCCCCGGCGAACCCGUCGGCCUACUGGCCGCCCAAUCCAUCGGAGAACCGUCCACCCAGAUGACCCUCAACACCUUUCACUUCGCCGGUCGUGGUGAAAUGAACGUGACCCUCGGUAUCCCCCGUCUGCGUGAAAUCCUGAUGAUGGCCUCUCAGCGCAUCAAGACCCCCUCCAUGGAGAUCCCCUUCCGGGAGUUCCGCAGUCAGAAGAAGCUGAACGCCGCGGCGGAGCGGAUGCGCAAAACCCUCAACCGGGUGACGGUGGCCGACGUGCUGCAGGACAUCGACAUCAAGUCCCGGCUGGUGUUGCGGCCAUCCCGUGGGCUGCAGCAUACGGUACGGUUCUGCUUCCUGCCCAAGGAUGCCUACGAGCACGACUACCGGGUGGAGCCGAAGCAGAUCCUGCAGUACAUGUCCGGGACGUUCUUCAAGUACAUGUUCCGGAUGAUUAGCCGGUCCGCCAGGAGCAAGAAUGUGCUGAUCGAAAUCGAACAGGAGUCCAAAGCGAAACAGGCCGCGUCAACCGAGAACGACGACCUGGCAGACAGUCGGGUGCCGGAUGUCUCCACCCGGCUUGAGGAUGAUCCGGAUGAAAGCUCGGAUGACGACGCCGGUGGCAACGAAGACGAAGUCGACGCCACGGAAUCCAAACUGAAGAACAAGAAGAGCGACGAAGUGGGCUACGAUACGGACGAGGAUGAUGACGAGGAGGAAGAUGAACUGCAGGAGUCACUGGAGGAUAAGGAUAAGGAGGCUGGUGAAGGCGGUGAAGCGACACAGGGGGCGAAAGACAACGAGGAAGACGAGGUGAUCAACGAAGAAGAUAUGGACGAUGGGUUGGAUACGAGUGAGACGGUACUGGAGGACGAUGCUGUGAGGAUGCACGUGAUGAAGACCAGCGAACUGAUCAGUGAUUUUGUGUUCGACAAGAAGGAGCAUCGCUGGUGUCAGGUCACCUUCCAUAUGCCGAUGAAGUACAAGGAAAUUGACUUCACGAAGAUUCUGAGGGAUAUUGCUGAGAAGUGCGUGGUUUGGGAGAUCCCCAAUAUCCGGCGUGCCAUCACCUACAUCCAGAACGAUCAGCUCUAUCUGAAAACCGACGGGAUCAACAUCUAUGCCAUGACUAAGUUCUACAAGAGCCUGGACCUAGACCGGCUCUACUCGAACGACAUCUACGCCAUUGCCCAGACGUACGGUAUCGAAGCGGCCGGUCGGGUCAUCGUCAAAGAGGUACAGAACGUGUUCAAGGUCUACGGCAUCACGAUCAAUCCGCGCCAUUUACUGCUGGUGGCGGACUACAUGACCGCGGACGGGACCUUCAAGUCGAUGAGCCGCAAGGGCAUGGAGAGCAGCGUGUCACCGUUGCAGCAGAUUUCGUUCGAGUCGUCGAUUCAGUUCCUGAAGGCUGCUGCGCUGAAGGGCACCGGUGACCAUUUGGACUCGCCCUCGUCCCGGCUGAUGGUCGGACAGCUGUGUAAAAGCGGAACCGGGGCGUUUUCGGUUUACAGUAAGGUACAGGCCGCGGCUUGAAAGUGCGGUUAGGUGUGCGGGUAAGUUGUUAAGAUUCGAAUGUAUCAAAUAAAUAUCGAAAUUUCAAAUAUU